GCAGUCUGCUAGUACCCACCGACGUGGUAGUGUUCAGAAGUGAGUGUUGUGUAAAAGUGGCUAUUGAUAAGGUAUCUGGUUAAGUUACUAGACAAUAUGAAAUUGUGGUUAGAGUGGCGCUGUGCUCAGGAGAUGGAGUGGCCAGAGGCUUCAUAACAAACGAGAGUCGCAGCGCUGCAGCCUUACAUUCAUCGCCGCCCUUCAUGCAACCUUCCCGGGAAGGCCGCCCUGAUGUAACUGAACGCGAUGCUUGCGGAAUAUCACUCCUCACUUCAUUACCAACGCACCGCAACCUCGGAUUGUUGAUAGUGUGCGGUGUGUGCUCCUGUGUGUGUAUUUGAGAGCAGUGGAUGUGAUGGUGGAUAAGUGACAGAGUUAUCAGUGGCGAUGUGAUGUCAUAGUGGAUAAAGUGACAAUUAUAGUAAGUGGCGAUGUGAUGCGAUAGUGGAUAAGUGACAGUUAUCAGUGAUGUGAUGUGAUAAUUGUGCACGUGCAAGAUGACGCCAUAGUGGACCUGGUACACCUCGGGCCACUAUGCAGUCUUUUCACUCUUCCAUUACGGAAAUGAAGUGCCUGAGGUACACGAAGCAGGAUCUGUGCUUCGGCAAGUACUUCAAGGCUGUAAAUAAAAUCGGAACAAAUGUACUGAAGUGUUCAUUCAGACUCAUCUAUCAGAGUCUUGAGAGCAACAAUGGCAACAUGUCUAUUCGGAAUUAUUGUCUAUCUCGGCUAAACUGGUCCCACAGCACUUACAAUAGGACUUUCACUACUGCUGAAAGACAAACACUGAAUGCGUCACCGCUUAGUGACACCUUUAUAUGUGAUAUUUCGUUGUGGUUCAAGAUAUUCAUUCAUGUGCUUGGUACAUAUGUGGAACCCAUCAAGAAGGACAUUCGAAAGCUGAAGAAUUUAAGGAAUGCAGUGUGCCACGAGGACCUACAAAUGGACGACCAAGAACUUCUGCAACAGCUGAUGAAGCUCGGCGAACUGUGUCGCGAAAUCCUGGAGGGCGCUCAGUCAUUGGUUGAAGGUGAAUCGAGAGCCUCUAUGAAUAACAUGAUUGCUGAAGUGGAAGUUAUUCUGCGGGACCUUCCGUUGAAACUAGAGUCCGGAGAUAUAAACUCGUACCUUGAGGACUUGGACGAUUACCGGCAAAAGAAGACUUCCAAGAUGAUCAGCGAGGGAAGGAAGGAGUUGAUGGCUAAUUAUUUAAAGAGGAAGAUUCUGAAUCCAUGUCCAUGGCUCAAUGAUAGUUGCUUCUCUGACUUUACUGUAGAAAGCACCUUCACCUCACUUAAACUGCAGGAAAAUGGCGCCGUGGUGCCCAUGAAUGACAUUCUCAACAUGUCUGAGCUGAAGCACCGAUUUGUGCCGCGGCUGGUGAUUGUGAGUGGAGUGAUGGGGGCCGGGAAGACAUCACUCUACCGCUACCUCCUCCACCAGUGGUGCAGCCACUCGUCCAUGGUGGCAGGUCUCACUGCAGUGGACAUUGUCAUCGGCUUGGAGAUGAGAUGGGUUACUAGCGGGUCACUUGCACAAUUCCUGAGAGAACAGCUACUGAAAGACACGUCCAGACUGUUCACUGAGAGUGACAUCAUCCCUGUGCUUCAGGAAAUUAAUGUUCUGUUCGUCAUUGAUGGCAUGGACGAAGCCACAAGCCUUGGGCGUGCCGUGCUAAAGGAAGUUAUUACGAAGUUUACCAACAGUACAAUUAUUGUCACAACAAGACCAGAAUUUACCCUAGAACUAAUGAAAAUGGCUGAAGAACAUGUCGUUCUUCACAUAGAAGGCUUUACUUCAGAAAAUCAAGAGAACUUUGUCAACAGAGUAUUUGCCAUCAAGUAUCCUGAUAAAAGGCGCUUCAUAAAGGAGGCGAGGUCAUUCUUGGCCUACAAGAACAAUGUGUGUGCUUCUCUCAGCACACACCUGUCUCUGCCCCUCAAUCUCGCCCUCUUGGUGGUGUUGUGGUGCGACGAUUACCUCAAAGUUACUUUUGUCAACACCACCACGCGACUGUACUCUAAGAUAUACGAGAUUUCACAGCAGAAGCUGACACAGCGGCUGGAGAGUGGUGGAGUUGGUCACAGCGCCACAGUCAGUUUGAAGGUCCGCCGCUGCCUCAUAGAGCUUGGUCGUGUCGCCUGGACCAUGAUGCUUAGAGAGAGUCUUUGUCUUACUCAGGAGAUAACUGUUAACCUCAUGGAGUUCUGUGAGAGAGAAGGUCUUGAUCCAAUCCAAGUGCUUUCCACUUUUCUGAACUCUGAGACCAGAGAGACACUGACGACCUCAGUGUGCAACUUCUCCUUCCACCACAGCUCCAGCGAAGAGUUCUUAGCGGCCUUGUAUGUCAGCGAGGAGGUAGCGAAGACAGGCUCUCUCUUUCCUUUAUUAAAAGACAUCAGUUCACCAAGGUUUCAAGAUAUAAUCAUGUACACCACAGGACUUUUGAAACUAAAAGGAGCUCUCACACCUUCAAUGGUCACAGAGAUCAAGAAAGUCUUGUAUCGGUGUAUCCAAGCACAGAUCAGUGACCCACAAGUGUUACACCGACUGAUACUGGAAGCCGAAGAGGACGCUGCUGUAUGUAAGAUGGUCAGUUUCAUUGUCAGGGCAGAGGACUUAUGGGUCAUAAAUUCCUGGGAUCCUUUGGAGCUGAUUGAAGCCAAGAGAAAUCUGAUGAAGAAAACCCGUACAUCUCCCUCACAGGUGGACAUUUACACGCAAUAUACUAAAAAGUUGGAGGAAUGCAGCAAUCUUGAAGAUAUAAUAAAGUUGUUGGGAAAAAUUAAUGGAAAUAAAGUGAGAGUCUUCGUUGACCACCAGUUCCACACCGUUGGGGAAAAGAUUCAAGUUAACAACCUCGCAGUGCCACUCCUGACCAACAACACCCUACUGGAGUUUAUGGGUCACGCGGAUUCUGCCUUCUCAUCUGAGCUGGUCCAUGCCACGACACUUCAAUCCCUCAGUGUCAGAAUAACGUCCGUGGAGGCUCUGGUACACAUGAGUCUCAGCAUCAAGAAGCACAGGGUUCAGAAAGUUUUCUUCAUGCCCUCCAGAAAGUGGUCCCUGAGGUAUCUCGAGGUAUUCCUAGAUAUAAGUCAUACUGUGCCUCCGUCCGACCUGCCAUCUCUGCAGUUCAGAAAGACUCUAGUAAUCAAGCUUGCGGGAGUGACUGAUGAAGAGGCCAAGUGGGCAGGGCAGGUGGUGAAAAGACUGAAUGGACGCUAUGCAUGUGUAACGCUCCAGUCGUCCUAUCUUUCUCACAAAGGCCUUAAACAAUUCUUGAAGGCAAUUGAGGGUGUGAACAUCAAAGUGUUGCGUGUGAUGUCAUAUGAGCGAAAUUUGGAGGAAGGGAUCUGUAAUGGCUUCGGCAGGCGAGGCACGAAAGUGGAGAUGGGAAUUCUCUAGAUUGUGCCACCACCAUUGACACUUGCAGUGUGGAGGAUGGGGGGAUGAGGGAGUGAGUAAAUGAAUGUAUAAAUAUAUAUUUUUUUUUACAAUCUUGUAUUUGUUGUGAGCAUCCUGAAUAUAAAUCUUAAAUGUUUGAUUGGGGAAGGGGGAGAGGGAUCUUAUUCUGAAUAUCUGUGGAAAAUUAAGUACAGGAAACCGAUUUUGACGGAUUUCAUACGAAAAUACGUCAUUCUUGUCCAUCCGGUGUGGGAGUUUCCGAGGAUGUAACGAAAGGCUAGUGAUAAGUAACACAGAAACCUCAUGUACUGUACCGCUCAUGUUAGUAAGCUGUUUGUGAACUCUUAACAACACACAUCAUUCCUUUGCUUCGUUUUAUCAAUUUAUUUAUCUUUAUGUAAGUGGGGACAACUGACCAAGGGCAAAAAAAAAAAAAAAAAAAAACGCCCACUUAGUUGCCAGUCCCCAUAGAUGUCCGAUAGAGUUAGCCAAAAGUAAGGGAAAAAAUGUCUUGAGAUCCUCUUACUUUCAUUAUCUAUGUUACUGCCAGUCUCAGAACAAUUGCCUAAGAUGCUGCAGCUUUAAGUGAUGGCUUUUUUUUUAUUUUCUUCAUUCAUAAUCACUCUUGUCGUUGUUAUAGUCAUCAAUAAAAGGAGAUGAUCUAAAGCAGAAGAACGAUGUAUUACACAAGUAUGUAUGUAAAGUAAUUACACGUAUUAAUACAAGAUAGCUGAUUACUAUUCUCUCUCUCUCUCUCUCUUCAGUGCCUCCGUAAUGAUUUCGGCUCUCCUAAGUAAGCUGACGUCUGGAAAAUUCAUAGGGAAAAUUAGUAGAUUUCAGGAAGAAUAUUAAUUUCUAACAAUAAUGUUUAGUUUGAAUUUAGGCGGCACCGCAGGUCGUGAGGUGGAUGACUGGGAUUGGCUAGCUACGGUACAUGCACACAUUGAUAGUCUUAUUUUCGGGACUAUAAAGAAAAUAACCUGUAAUAGCAUAAAAUAAAAAUUCAGUCAAGAUAAAUGAUAGAUGAUAAUGAUAAUGAUAACUUGAGUGGUUUAAGCCAACACGGUAGAUUCUUUUUACACGCUGAGAGUAUAAUUCCGAAUCUGAAUCGAACAUGAACACUCGAACACACCGAAGCGAAGCAAAGAAAUAACAGCACAUGGCUGAAUAACCUGCUUGUACUGCAGGAGACGCAGAUUUGGCCAUUAACUAAGUGCUGGGUGGCCAUUUCCUCUCAGAAUUGAAGAAAUCUAUGGAAAGUUUAAAUAGUGUAAAUAGUGGAGUUAACUAUUCCCUUGACGUGGUGACCGUGCUGUUUGUUUCAUGAUUCUGUCAGCAGGUCCGAGGUCUGAGGUUCCAGCCAGCGCCAUGAGAGGACAUCUUCACACGGUCUACAGAUGCCGUACUGAGAACACAAGGCAUAUUAUGACAUGGCUGUACAUGUGAAAAGGAGGAAGGG
Portunus trituberculatus (swimming crab) is the source of this 4867-nucleotide messenger RNA. RefSeq lists its product as uncharacterized. Lineage: Eukaryota; Metazoa; Arthropoda; Malacostraca; Decapoda; Portunidae. Bases 535 to 3408 code for a protein of 957 amino acids. The record is from RefSeq and is a predicted model, not a curated record. The transcript is spliced from 3 exons.